AUGAACGACCUUCUCAACUUCAUCCUAUCACAGGAUGCAUUCCGGAAAAACCGACUCCCAUCCCUCUACUCCGACUUCGCCAUACACCGCAAAACCAACCCCGACGGCUACGCCGUCAACGUCGCAGCAUGGGAACAAGCACUAACCAAAGCCGCAAAGCACGGCUAUAUCUCCUCCUCACACGGCCAACUCUCGACACCGUCUAAGGGGGCAAUGCGGAAAAGUGACCAUCUGAUUCUCCGCGCUGAUAAGUCGCUGUUGCGGGAUCUGGAGAUCCCGGAAUGGGGGCAGCCGGUGGCGCUUGGGGCUGUUUUGGAAGAGGCGAUGCAGAACCGGACGAUUGUGCCGUUGCAGGUGUAUAGGGUUAAUCCGGCCAUUUUGCAGAAGCCGCAGUGGCGGCUUAUUGAUCCGGGUGUUUUAAAUCCGUGGAAUGUGAUGAGCUGGGGGUUGAAGCAGUUGAAGGGUGUUGUUGUCGGGACGGAUGACUCUUCGCCUGUUUUACAGGGCCAGGAGUGGGUUUUGGUGGAGAACCUUAAGGAGGCUGCAGGAGGAAUAGUGAAGAAAGUUAUGGGUCGGAGUCCGUCGAACACUGACCUCGUUUAUUCUAAGGAAAGCUUUGUGAGCGAAUUUGGAACAACCCUAAAUCAAGACAGCGAGCUAUCAGAAGCAGACUUUGAUGUUCUAUUGUUAUAUUUAUCCCGCGACAGCGGAGCCAUUGCAUAUGAUGGCAAGACAAUCAAGUUCCGACCCUCAAAUGAUGCUCCGAGGGAAAUUACCCAGCAAGAUAGCACCAUCGCCUCUAUCAAAGCGCUCAUGGCAACUAUGACGAAACAAGUGGAAGGAUUAGAAAACAAAAUCUCUGAAUUGAACUCAGCCGCAAAGGCAGCUUUGCAUAACAAGAACAGGAUAUCUGCCCUUUCAGCGGUGCGGUCUAAGAAGCUGGCCGAACGUAACCUGCAACAGAGACUAGAUACCCUGGCACAGCUAGAGGAAGUUUACUCUAAGAUUGAGCAAGCGACUAGCCAGAUUGAAUACGUCCAAGUGAUGGAGGCAAGUACUGGUGUUCUUCGUGGCCUCAAUACUCAGAUUGGUGGCGCCGAGAGGGUCGAAGAUGUGGUUGAUGAAUUGCGCGAGGAGAUGUCCAAGGUGGACGAGAUUGGAAACAUAAUGAACGAGGCUGGUCCCCAGGUCGACGAGGCAGAGAUAGACGAGGAGCUCGAGGAGCUAGAGAACAAGGAACGACAAGCUGUGGAAGAGGAGGAAGCAGAAAAGACUCGUCAGAAGCUCGCCGAACUCGACAACCUCGAACAAAAGGCUAAGGAGGCCGCACGCAUCGCAGGCUCAGAGCAAAAUCUGGAUUCCGAAUUAGAGGAAAGGCUUUCCCGGAUGUCAGUAGAAGAGAACCCCAGUACCGCGGCACAGUGA
Messenger RNA from Aspergillus oryzae RIB40, 1425 nucleotides. Its product is annotated as putative vacuolar sorting protein SNF7 family protein. Bases 1 to 1425 code for a protein of 474 amino acids. NCBI's taxonomy places the organism in Eukaryota, Fungi, Ascomycota, Eurotiomycetes, Eurotiales, Aspergillaceae. Gene Ontology annotation, cellular component: cytoplasmic side of plasma membrane; ESCRT III complex; multivesicular body. The record is from RefSeq and is a predicted model, not a curated record. Gene Ontology annotation, biological process: late endosome to vacuole transport via multivesicular body sorting pathway; vesicle budding from membrane. The transcript is spliced from 5 exons.